Messenger RNA from Bursaphelenchus okinawaensis, 4316 nucleotides. Lineage: Eukaryota; Metazoa; Nematoda; Chromadorea; Rhabditida; Aphelenchoididae. The record is from the annotation of a GenBank genome assembly.
AUGGGUAACUAUAAGUCAAGACCUUCGUUGUCUUGUGCAGGUAAGUCAAUUCGUAUGACGCUUAAAUUUUAAAAAUUUAGAUGAAUUUAAAAAGCGAAUCAGUGAAUGCUACUCGUUAGUAAGAUCGAGACUUUGCGACGACGUUAACCCUAGAUGGGAUGAGAAGAACUCGGUAUUUCAAAUUUGUUUGUAAGUUAGUUUCGUAAUUAUUGUUGUAGUAUUUUAGUAUAAGUAAUGUAACUAAAGUUUUAACCGUUCUCUAUUUUUAUAUGAAACCUAUUCCUUUUCCCUAUAGUUUUACCCCAUAUUUCAAAAAUUAACUACACAGUCCUAAAGCAAAACUUUGAUUGUACUAAGCCAUUUUCAAAAUAUAGACAAUAAUUUACAAUUAAAAAUAAUAACCAACCUUUUUAGCCUUGGCUCCAUUGAAGAGUUUGUUGAAUUAUUGAAUUCUGUUUCCGUCGACGAUAAAGUAGGAUCAUUUUCUCUUCUUCACUUGAUUACAGUUGGUAUAAGCGACGCUGUAAGUUAACCAUUUUAAAAAUUAAUACAAAAUAAACGAUUUGUGCAACUAAUCCAACUCAAACUAAAAAAACGUGUUUUAAUAACAACGUUAAUAUUGCACAGACUUAAAUAAACUUUAUUCAUAUAUUUUUAAAAAAAAUUCUGAAAAUUAGAAAUCGUAAGUAAUGUUUUAGCAAUCGAAAAAGAUUGACCUAUUGCUAGAAAAAUGUGAUGAUGACGCAAAAAGAAGGUCGUUGUUUCGUCAACGUACACCCAACAACUUCAACGUUCUCCAUUGUGCUGUAUAUAAAGUCAGCUAUAUCAUUCCCCUUACCACUAGCUUUCAACAACAGUAACAUAGUCUUUUACUUUGGUUCGAAAUUCAAUAAAAAUUUUUAAAAAUUUAAAGUAAUAUAAUUACCUACCACGUUCCAGGGCGAUUGCGCAGUAAUAGAAACCCUCCUCAAAAACGGUGCAGAUGUAAACCAUUACAUUGAGAAUGCCCCCAGUCCUCUUCAUUUGGCUGCCAUGUGUGGUAAUCCCACGGUAAUCGACCUCCUCAUACGAUAUGGCGCUGAUCUCCAUUCCAAGGACCUAGUCCAGUUUAGUCCAUUGCAUUGUGCCGUCUACUUUGGCCAAGAAAAGGCGGUGAAAGCGUUGUUAAGUUUGGGAAGUGAUCCGAAUUACUGUGGCGGUGUGCAAGAUCGACCACUUCAUGUCGCCGCAGGAAAAGCCAGCCUAAAUAUUGUUAAAUUAUUGUUGAAUGCUGGUGCUGAUCGUGAGUUUUUAUACCUAAUUUUUGAAAAAGAAAAAUUGCAUCUUAAAGUAAAUUAACUUUGAAACAAUAAGGUUAUAAAAAAUUUUAAAGGUUUGCAUUUAUAACAUUAACUAUGACUAAAACGCCAAUUUCAGUAAGUUUGGCUGAUGAUGAAGGUAACACCCCAAUUCACUUUGCUUCAUCGACCGGUCAAGCUGCUAUACUAGCUACUUUGUUAGCCGAACUCAAGGAAAAACAAAAGGUAAACAUUUUUUCUUAUAAUGUUACCUAAAACAAGGUAAGGUUUUGUUACCUAAAAUAAAUUAUAACCCUUUGUUACCUAAAAAUUUAUAAGGCGUGACAAAACUUGCUCAUUAAUCAAAACAAAAAAAAGAAUAGUAUCUAAGAAAACAAAAUUCUCAUUAAUAUUUCCCCUCAAAAUACCUAAAAUAAUUUCAGAUGAUCCUAGAAACCACAAUAUACGGAGACACCCCAUUACACGUCGCUUGUUACCACGGAAAAUUAGAAGCCGCCAAAAUGUUGUUACCUUUGGGUGGAUCAUCUAUUCUAAAGCUCGAAAACGUGUUCCAUGAGACCAUUUUACAAGCUGCUUGUACGUCUGGGAAGUCGUUGGAAUUGGUCGCUUUCUUGUUACGCCAACCCGGAAUCGACCCAAAUCACCAAUCACAAGAUGGACACACGGCUCUUCACAGUGCUUGUUAUCACGGACAUAUCAGGAUUGUACAAUAUUUGCUGGAUAAUCAAGCUGACCAAAGUUUGACGGCCAAGGCGAUCGAAAUGCCAAGUCCUGAAAGUAAGUCCAAUAUUUUACAUAAAAUUACCAAUAACUUUAAAAAACAUAAAAUACCAUCUUAAACAUUAAGUUUCUAACCAUAUUUCAAUUAGUUUGAACAUGAAAACGAUACAAUUUUUAAAUAACAACAAAAAUAUUGUUUUACGUCCAUAAAAAUACAAAUAAAAUCAAAACAUACCUGAUUUAGAAAAAAACACAGUUGCAUCAGCUAUGAUGGCGUUAGGAAGAUUGGAAUCUGUCACAUCAUCUGACAGUGGACGUUUCAGCAACGAUGAUCAGCAACCAACACAACAAACCCCAAUUCUAUGGGCAUAUGAACGUGGACACGAUCAAAUUGUAGCUCUCCUGAAGUACUACGCAAACAAACGGCCAGAAUCUGAUGUUUGUAGUGAAUACAGGUAAUUUAUAUUCAUUCAAUGUAGCGGUAACUUCAUGGACAUAUUCGCGGUCUUUAGGACAAGAUUUUGUCGAAUUUAUUAAAAACAGUUGACACAUUAUGAGCUUGCGUCAAAAGUUGUCCUUCGAACAAAAUUUUGUUUGUCGAUAAUUUUGGCGAAUAAAAUCUUGUAAACAGUAACGAAAAUAUGUUACAGCUCUGGCGACAGCAGCUACACACCUUUACCAAGCCCUAUGGGCCGGCUUCGAUCGAUUACGAAGGAAAAAACCGAGAUUCUGCAGCUUCGAACCGAGUUGGAUAGCGCUUCGCAUCUCUCACUGGUCGAUAUUGAAAUCAAAGGCGAGAUUGGACAAGGAUCUUUUGGGAAAGUGUAUAAAGGAGUUUUUAAGGGCAAAACUGUGGCUGUGAAGAGGUACAGAGCUUUGGCAUUUGGCAGUAAAUCUGAAGUCGACAUCUUCUGUCGUGAAGUCAACAUCUUGUGUCAUUUGAAUCAUCCCAAUGUUAUUGCGUUCGUUGGAGCUUGUUUGGAUGAUCCCAGUGUAAGUUUAUAAAUAAAAGGUUAGAUAGUCUAUUUAGUUACUAUUUAUGUUGAAUUGCAUGUUGUUUAUGAUUAAAUGGGCAUUUUUCUUUAGCAAUUUGCCAUUAUUACCGAGUUUGUCGCCGCUGGAUCGCUCUACAAAUUGUUACACAAAGAAAAGAGGUAAGUAAUUCGUUAAAAACUUGAUUUUUCUUAAUUAAAUUUUAAAAGUUUAAGUAAAAUACGGUUAUUGAUAUUGUUUUUUUUACAAAUCUAUUUUUAUGUCAAUCUUGCAGAGUACUGAACCUCAAAGUGAAGCUAGGAAUAGCGAUUGACGUUGCCAAAGGAAUGCAAUAUCUUCAUGAAGUUGCUAGUAGAGCUGUUAUUCACCGUGAUUUGAAUUCUCACAACAUCCUGCUGCACAGUAAUGGCCGUGCUGUUAUCGCUGACUUUGGGGAAUCUAGGUUCAUAUCAGAAGAUGCUGAGGAGAACAUGACGAAACAGCCAGGAAACUUGAGAUGGAUGGCUCCUGAAGUCUUUACCCAAUGUUGUCAGUAUGAUGAGAAGGUCGAUGUGUUCAGUUAUGCUUUAAUGGUUUGGGAACUUCAUUCGGCUGAAUUACCGUUUGGUCAGCUAAAGCCGGCUGCUGCGGCCGCUGAAAUGGCUUAUAAAAAGAGUAAGAAUUUUAUUAAAUUGAUGUUAUGUUUAUGACGCAACAAAAUUUUUAAAAAAUUUUAUUAGUAUCUAUGACUAAACAUUUUCAGGUCGUCCAAUAUUACCUUCAGAACCAACAGCCCAGUUUCCAAAGCAUAUUAUAGAUGUGAUUCAACAAGGCUGGAACCCUAACCCAGCAGCUAGACCAACAUUUAGUCAAAUCCUUGAAGAUCUAGCUCCAUUCGCGCCUUCAGAAGAAGAACGUCGUUUUGUGUGUAAAAUGACAAACGACGACAGCACAGAUGAAGGAGAAUAUUCUGAUUUCGAAGACUUUGACUUUACAGAACUUCCCAAAUCAGUCUCAAAACUAAAAUCUCAAUUCGAACAACUCAACACAGCUACACCGAAGGCUACAUCGUCGCACGGUGUCUACAAACCGAAUGGUGUUGUGGAAAAGCUGAGGCAGCAGUUGGACAAUAAUGGUUAUGUCUCUCAAGCAGCGCGAAGUAUUCAAGCGGCCAAGAGUGCGGCUCAAUUGAGGGACAGUAUUGUUUUGUCGAGAGAGGUGAAGGUGGCACAAAGACAGUCGGCUUUCAAGGAGCACGAUCAACAAAGUACUGGCAAUUUCACAUCGAGUAGAAGCUUGAACUCGGCUUCUGAAUCCGAAAUGUAG